This is a messenger RNA of Necator americanus (New World hookworm), 543 nucleotides long. RefSeq lists its product as uncharacterized. Lineage: Eukaryota; Metazoa; Nematoda; Chromadorea; Rhabditida; Ancylostomatidae. The record is from RefSeq and is a predicted model, not a curated record. The transcript is spliced from 2 exons. The coding region runs from base 1 to 543 and encodes 180 amino acids. Gene Ontology annotation, molecular function: nucleic acid binding.
AUGUUUUUGAUUGCGAAGAUUGUACGUGGCCGACGACUACUCCAUGAAUUAGAACAGCAAGAGAAGGACCAAAUCGUUCUUGAAGCAGCUCAAGCAGCAUCCACGCGCUUCAAAGCCGGAAACAAGAAACUUGAAGAUGAGCCUCGCUCUGGUCGACCGACUGCAAUAUCGUUCGACGAACUUAAGAAUCUGGCGGAGCAGCAUCCAUAUGAAGGUGUGCGCUAUUUUGCUGCCAGUCUUGGCUGUUCGCUGUCCACCGUGAGCAAUGGACUACGAUCUCUCGGAAUGGCGAAAAAGCCCGGUCAGUGGCUCCCACAUGCAUUGAGCGACGGCAACCGCCAAAGACGCCUGGACAUCUGCACUCAGCUGCUCUCCAGAAGCCGCAGAUUCGACUGGCUGGACACCAUUGUCACUAGACAUGAAAAAUGGGUCCUCUACGUCAACCACACCCACAAAUGUGCGUGUUGCACCAGCGAUGAAAUGCCGGAUCCUUUCGUGAAAGGUGAAAUCCAUGAGAAGAAGGUCAUGCUGAGCGUCUGGUGA